Messenger RNA from Paracoccidioides lutzii Pb01, 1101 nucleotides. RefSeq lists its product as hypothetical. The transcript has 3 exons. Gene Ontology annotation, cellular component: preribosome, large subunit precursor; nucleolus; nuclear periphery. Gene Ontology annotation, biological process: rRNA processing; ribosomal large subunit biogenesis. The record is from RefSeq and is a predicted model, not a curated record. The coding region runs from base 1 to 1101 and encodes 366 amino acids.
AUGGCCAAGAAAAGUAAAUUGUUGUUGGCACUAGAUGCCCAUAAAGGCCGUAAUUAUGAACUAGAGCGCCAGAAGAAACUGCAGAAGGCAGCCGAGAAGCGGAAAAGAAUGAAGGUGGGAAAUGCUCAAGAUACCAACAAUGACAACGAGAAGGAGGAUCCCACUCUUCCAGAGCAAAAUGGCGCGGGAGAGAAAGAGGAGCAAACGGCUGAAAUUACCCCUGCGCAAGACGACCAAUGGACGAAUAAUGAAGAGGAAGAGGGAGACGAAGAAAUGGAUGAAGAAGAUAUCCCAUUAUCUGAACUUUCGGAAGAAGACGCAACUGACGUAAUACCACACCAACGCCUCACCAUCAAUAAUUCCGCCGCCAUCCUCUCCUCCCUCAAACGCAUCUCAUUCAUCACACCUCACACACCCUUUUCAGAACAUAAUUCCCUCACCUCCACAGAACCCAUUGACGUCCCAGACCCCAAUGACGAUCUUACGCGUGAAUUGGCCUUCUACACCGUCUGCGUCUCCGCCGCGAAAUCCGCAAGAGACCUAUUGAAGAAAGAAGGAAUACCCUUUUCGCGGCCGACAGAUUACUUCGCUGAGAUGGUCAAGUCCGAUGAGCACAUGAGCAAGGUGAAAAAGAAGCUGUACGAAGAGGCCGCAGCCAAGAAGGCAAGCGCGGAGGCCAAGAGGCAGCGCGAUCUAAAGAAAUUUGGAAAACAAGUGCAGGUCGCCAAGCUGCAGCAGAGGCAAAAGGAGAAGAGGGAAACUCUGGAUAAAAUUAACAGUUUGAAGAGGAAGCGUAAAGCCAAUGAUGGUGCCCCCACCGAAGAAUCAGACCUCUUCGACGUUACCCUUGACGACGCUAGCAAAUCUGACUCACGCGGAGGAGCCAACAAGCGUGCUCGUAACGGACCCGGCGCGCAAAAUAAGCGGCAACAGAAGGAAAAGAAAUUUGGAUUUGGUGGUAAAAAGCGAUUCGCAAAAAGCGGAGAUGCCGUUUCCAGUGGUGAUCUCAGUGGAUUCUCAAUUGGUAAAAUGAAGGGACAUAAGAAGGGAGGCGCGCAGAGGCCGGGCAAAAAUAGAAGGGCAUCGGCGAAGAGGAUGUGA